UUCAGGGUGGUCAAAAAAUUGAUGGUUGUUGUCACACAUCAACAAAAAAAACAUUUUUCACAAUGGAAAUCACACAUCAUAAACCGCUUAAUCAGUGCAAUUUCAUACAGAAUUUGUGCAAAAGAGUUACAGACAUCCAUAAUGAAGUUAUUGGACAUGAGAAUUUGGUGCCAAAAUGUGAAAUUUGUUCAGAAAACACAAAUGAAUAUUCCUUUAUCAAGAAUCAACUCUUUCUCAUCGUAAAGAUUAAUUUUCGCCUUAAAGAUGAACGCAUCCUGAUCGAGGAACAACCAAUCUACACAUUAGAAUCAAAAGAUGUUCUAAACUCUGGUUCACUUGAUUUUGUUAAAGAGGAAGAUGCUGAGAACUCAAACGAAGAUUCAACUCACUUUUCAAGCAAUUUUGUUGGUGUGGAUGAUUAUGUUGAUAACACUGAAUGCAGCAGUAAACAUAAAGGUAUUAAUAAACUUCCAACAAGACCCGAUCCCUGGAAUAUAAAACCAUCCGAGAAAAAAAGAAUUGAAAAUGAAGCCGCGAAACUAUAUGAAUGUGCAUUAUGCAAAGUAAAAGUCUCAAGGAAGUGCCAUGUUGCUCUGCAUAUGAAAACACAUCUUAGAAAGCAUGGAAAAAAUAGCAAAAAACGUGUGAAAAAUUCUUCAAAUAGUUCUACAUUCCUAGAAGGCAAACAAAAAUGUCCUUUUUGUCAUAGAGUCUACAAAAAACGCCAUGAAUGCCGUUUGGUUGAACCGAAAGUAUCUAAUAUUUUUUCCUGCGCCUACUGUCCGGAAGCAUUUUCAACUUACCCAAAGAUGUAUCUUCAUCACAAGACUAAUCAUCCAGAGCAACCAAAACCUCUUUCACCCUUCCAAUGCGACGUCUGUGGGACCUUUGCUCUGCGCUUGACUGCACUGAGGCGUCACAUGAAGACCCACACGGGGGAGACCCCAUUCACUUGCAGUGUUUGCCAAAAAGGCUUUCGGACCCGUCCCCAAUUAGUAGAGCACCAACGGAAGCACAUUCCAAAGUCUGAGAGAGAUGAUAAAUAUAAAUGUGAAGUUUGUCAGAAAAAAUUUGCAUUUAGACAAUCUCUGAAAAAGCACAACCUACUUCAACAUACGGAUAAUAGAAAAUUCUACCCAUGUACCAUUUGUGGAGGGAAAUUCAUCAGUGAAACAUCUUUGCAGAAGCAUCGAGCAACUCAUGAUGGAAAAGCUCCCCGUGCUCACAAAUGUGAAGAAUGUGGAAGGAUAUUUGACAAAAUUAAAUAUUUAAAUCAACACCGCAAAAUACAACAUAACAUUUUUACAGAUUUGAUGCUCAAUCCUAAACCCAAAAAACAGAAAGAAUAAAAUUGUAAAAUCUCUAUGGAGAAAAUGUAUCUAUAUAUUUUUCGGUGGGUGUUCCUGGAAGAGAGUUGGAAAUUACAGUGCCGCUGACUGCCGGCUCAGAGGCCGACUCUCAUUUGGAUAAUUGGGAGACAAAAUUACAUUUUCGCUUCGAAGGACUUUUGAUCUUGUUCAACGAGAUUUAGAAUAAAAAUUUAAAGAAAGAUUAAUUAAAAAAUAUUAGAGAA
Phlebotomus papatasi is the source of this 1573-nucleotide messenger RNA. Its product is annotated as zinc finger protein 267-like. The record is from RefSeq and is a predicted model, not a curated record. Lineage: Eukaryota; Metazoa; Arthropoda; Insecta; Diptera; Psychodidae. Gene Ontology annotation, biological process: regulation of transcription by RNA polymerase II. The transcript has a single exon. Gene Ontology annotation, cellular component: nucleus. The coding region runs from base 63 to 1349 and encodes 428 amino acids. Gene Ontology annotation, molecular function: DNA-binding transcription factor activity, RNA polymerase II-specific; RNA polymerase II transcription regulatory region sequence-specific DNA binding.